UCCAUUUAUAACCCUCCCAGGCCGCCUGUCAGAAGUCAGAACGUCCCUCUUCUCGUCAAUCUCCCACCACCUUCCUCAAGCUGUAUUCUGCCGCCCAGCUUCUCAAUCAACCGUGAGUCCUUGCAGCAUCAGUUUAUUGAGACGAGAGACUACUGCAUUGGCGAUGCUCUUAUAUUGUAUCUUCUGCAAUUACUUUACGCGGAUGUGAGAUGAGUGGUUGGCAUCUAAAAGUCUUCAAAGAUGGAAGCUUUAACAUUUAUGCCAAACCACACGCUCUUCGCUUCAAGAGAAGAUUUUCCCUGUGGUCUAUGAAGAAAGACCCAGAGCUUGAAUCUGCAUUAUGCAGAAACCGCCGCUGGAUUGUGAAUAAUCAGAUAAAAAAUAUAAUCUUGAGAUAUCCAAACCAGGUGGCCCCUGUUAAGUUCCUCCAGAAGAAGUUCAAGAGUCUUGAUCUCCAAGGGAAGGCCAUGAAUUGGCUGAAGAAGUACCCCUGUUGCUUUGAGGUUUUUCUGGAGAAGGAUGAGUACUACUGCCAGCUCACCAAAAGAAUGAUGUGUUUGGUCGAUGAGGAAGAUUCCAUAAAAGAUAUGCAGGAACCUGUGGUUGCCGAGAGGCUAGCUAAGCUGUUGAUGAUGAGCCGUGACCAGAGGCUGAAUGUUACGAAGCUUAAUGAGUUAAAGAGAAACUUUGGGUUUCAGGAUGAUUAUUUACUUAGAAUCAUACCCAAGUAUGAUAAACUUUUUAGAGUUGUCAAUCACACAGGGAGGAGAAGUUCAAUGGAGAUUGAGCUCAUAUCUUGGGAUCAAAACCUAGCAACCUCUGCAAUCGAAAGGGUAUCACAAAUAAAGGGUCAAGUGCCACGAUUCUCGUGCUCUUUGCCGGAAAGUUGGGUGAAAUCAAGGGAAAGGUUUGAAGAAUUCAACUCGACGCCUUACAUUUCACCUUAUUCAGAACAUAAAUGUUUGGCAGAAGGCUCAUUAGAGAUGGACAAGAGAACAGUGGGGCUGGUGCACGAGUUACUAUCAUUAUCCUUGUGGAAGAAAGCAUCAAUUGUCAAGUUUGGUCAUUUUAGAAGAGAGUUCAGCAUGCCUGAGAAACUAAACAUCCUGUUGCUCAAGCAUCCUGGCAUUUUCUAUGUUUCUAACAGGUACCAGAUUUAUACGGUUCUUCUUAGAGAAGCUUACAACGGAUCUGAACUCAUUGAAAAGGAUCCUCUUGUAGUUGUGAAGGAGAAAUUUGGAGAGCUAAUGCAAGAAGGGCUGCAUGAGUACAACCGGCGACACCACUUGAUGAAUUUAGAGAAGAAGAGAAAGAAGGGAAUGGUUGAAGCAAAAGAGGUCAGAAGGAGAAAUGGAAAUUGUGAGAGUUUGGAAGAGGGAGAACAAGUAAGCGGAGAUCUAGGGGGAAUAUUCGACUCAGAAGAAAGGAAACGAUUCUAUAGAGCUCUCUUUGAUGACAAAACUCCAUAAUCUGUUAGUUUUUUCUGGGCACAUAGGGGAAAUGUAGCUGACCCCAAACUCUUUUUGGGAUAAGGCUUAGAUGUUGUUGUUGGUGCAUAGGGGCGAUGCUCUUUAUCAAUGAAUACUGUGAUGCUCUAUAUCAAGUCCAUGUUGCCAAAGACUAAAUCCAGCUUAUAAGAGUUCGGAGUUCUCAAGUUUUAAUAGUAACUGUCUUUAGUUUAUACAUAAGGACGGGCAUUGGCAGAAAAUUAACCCCCUCCCCCCGUCCCACCCCUUAAAAUUGUUUAGAAUAGUGACUCACUAUUCUAAACAAACCGAGACGUUUCAGGUUUUCACCCCUUUAUAAACUGCUCCGAUUCCAGUACCUUAUUAAUGAAGACAUGACCAGCUACUUUUGGUCACCAAUGCGCAAAGUGCUUUGAAAAGUCUGCUGCAGAACGGGAUCAAGACUGACGGUUUAACAUGACAGGUACAUACACUUGAGUAUCGGUGGAGGUUUCAUCCAAAUGGGGGUUAGAAACAUGUCAAUGCAGAACACCACUGCAAAUGCCCAUGAUUAGAUUUGCUGACAUUUAUAUUCUAAAUAAAUAUUAGAGCAAAACUACAUUUGCAAUGUGUCAUGUGUUCUGAAAUAUUCAAAAGGGAUCUAGUUGGGGAAAAAAAACAUUUGUAGUUAUCUAUUUAAUCUAAGCACUAGAGUAAAAAUACAUUUCACUACAAUCGCAUGGCAUAUUAAUUGUGUACAUGUGUCCGUGCAUGUGUGUGUUAAGUGUGUUGGUGCAGGCCCUCGUCCACGGUCUAUUCUUGUAGUCUACUCUCCAUUAAUUGCGGAUUGCUUUCCUUUGAUAUCUGCCCCAAAAGGAAUCUGUAACAGUGUGGUAUGCGUGUUCGGUUCAUUUUCAAUUCACCUUCUUCUUACAUCACUAUUCACUAGCCCGUCCUGCCGAGUGGUGUACCUGGGCCAGUUCUGGUAUGGUUCUUGACCGGCUAAUUCCCAAUUGAUCCUUCACCACCGUUACUGUAGUCCAGGACCGGAAUAUACAGGUAAUGUCUGGUUUUAAUACCCGUGAAAGAAUAAAAUAAGCUGGAACAAAACAAGUCUGGUCUGGUCCCAUUUGGAGGAACCAGAACUAUACCAAGUUGGGCUGAUUCUUGUCCGAUCUGAAGUAAUGGCUCUAGUCCAGGUGCUGACCAAUACUGGGACCGGGUUCUCCCCUACUAGUUCCUAAUAAUCUGUCACUAGAAAUUAAUUAAAAUUGAACUUGUUCAGACACUCAAAACUAUAUAUGGAUCUCUUGAUUGUAAAAUAUUGUAGUACAGUUGGGUAGAUUGUUAUUGACAACAAUGACGAGGAUAUACUGAUAUACAUAUUAUUAACAGGUUCUCACUUUCGCCUAGGUUCUCACCUCCCCUCGACUUAAGAACCAGGCAUGUCGAGAUAAGUUAUGAAGUUAUCUUCUGUUAUAGACAAACUAACCAUAUUCAUACACAAAAAGAAUAAGUUUACAUAAGUUUGAGCAAUCUCAUGUGCUCUUCAAGUUCAGGAUCCACUUUUGGUGCUCAGCCAUGAGGAUCCUCCACCAUUUACUCCUGUGACAUUCAGUUUGCAGAAAGAAUAAAAACUAAAAUCAACUACUGAACUACAUGAAUAUGCACAAAAUUAAUACUCCUAGGCGGACGUUUGACCGUAAUUUCCUAUUAAUAUAUGCAUAUAAAAUCUAUAAUAAAUUGACAUUUGAAAAAUACAUAUUACAAUGAAGCACAUUAUAUAAUUUUUUUGGGAUAAAAUAUUAUUAAUUUUGAGUAAUAAGCGGUCAAAGUUUAACAAGUUUGACCCAAAAAGUUUGACUGUGAGGUUUAUUUUGAAACGGAGGGAGUAAAAUACUUCGUAUCAUAAUAUGUGUAACAAAUUUACUAGUUUGCCUUUAAAUAAUUGAAGAGGGGUAAAAUGAACCUCCACAAGGCUUUGCUUCUAUAAAAUGUAACGCUGCCUCUGCCAGCUCCUGGGGAGAGUGUCAUUGUACCCACACAAAAUUCAUACAACAGCAAAAACUGUAAAGACAUACUACGUAUAUGAUACAAAGACCUCGCGCAUGAAAGCUUUUGGUGAAGUCUUAAAAAAUAGAAGUAUAAAAAAUAAGUCAUUCAGUUCUUCAUUGUACUCUCAGCAAUGCAGACACACAAAGAUUAUAGAAGAAUAAGUUGUAUUGAGAUUUAAAAUUCACCCAAAAAGAACAAAGAGUUUUCAUUCAACAAUAACCAUAAUCGAGAAUGGUGAUUUCUUUUAAAUUAUGUACGGAGUAAUUAGUAUCUAAAAAUUGUGUUUUAGUGAUGAUAAUGAUGAUGAGUGUUUUAAAGGUGUGUAAAUGCAUACCUGCGCUCCAUAUUGGCUGGAAUAGAAGAAAAAGUGAUGUUUAGACAACAUGCGCUCUCAGCCUCUCAGGCCUUAUUAAACACAUUCCAAAAGUUUCCAUCUCUACCAAUGAUUCUUGGAAGGUCACAAACAGUACUAUGAACUUGAAAGGUAACACCCUCAAAUAACAAUCCAAAAUAGAUCCAUCUAAUACCAGCUAGAAGCCUCAUAUUCAUUCAGUUAAACAGUACCAUACCAAUUCAAGCUACCAUUCAACCUUCUUCACAAAACCUUAAAGGGAAAAGUUGAAAUCCCAUAAUCCCAAAAUGAGACAUUGUUUCAAAAGGCGACUUCCAUAUAAAGAGUUUUAUUAAAUAUAACUGCUUUAUUAAAAGAUCUAAGAAAAGGGAUGUCAACAUGCGAAAUUCUUUGGCUUCUUAACUGUUUUAUAUUAACAUGUACAGGCAUUGCAAGUUGCAUUUUUUUAAUACACAGCUUGGAACAAUGUAUAUGAUACUUUUGGAAGUUGCCUAGAAUCCACACAUUCAUUCUAAAACUGUAAAACGUAUGAACCUAUGGCUAUGAGAAUUAACUGCAUGUGAUACUUCGUAUAUUCUUUUAUUUUACCACUAACACUUUGGAUAGGUCCCACCUAGAGAUUUCUGACUUCAAGUCUCAAAUUUAACACGGCAAACAAAAAACGAGAAAUAUGUCUUAUGUGGGUUGCCC
Molecule: messenger RNA, 4542 nt
Organism: Cuscuta epithymum
Lineage: Eukaryota; Viridiplantae; Streptophyta; Magnoliopsida; Solanales; Convolvulaceae
Source: the annotation of a GenBank genome assembly